Molecule: messenger RNA, 1958 nt
Organism: Melampsora larici-populina 98AG31
Lineage: Eukaryota; Fungi; Basidiomycota; Pucciniomycetes; Pucciniales; Melampsoraceae
Exons: 5
Coding region: 1-1722 (573 amino acids)
Biological process (GO): positive regulation of GTPase activity; endoplasmic reticulum to Golgi vesicle-mediated transport
Cellular component (GO): endoplasmic reticulum membrane
Molecular function (GO): GTPase activator activity
Source: RefSeq, a predicted model, not a curated record
AUGAAAGAAAACAAUCCAUCAAAUCAAGAAACAUCAAGAUCAGAUUCAUUCUCAAGUUCAAUUCAACAUGAUGAUCAAACUAUCUUAACUCAUCUAGCUACUUUACCAAGCGGAUUAGCUCAUUCAGAUUUAAAUCAAACACGAUAUGAAUCUUAUCUCAAGAACAACAGUCUCCUAACUUCAUCCAAAAAGUUAGAUGAGCUUUUCAAAUCUGGAAAAGGUGUAGACCCAUCUGAUGCUUUGACUCGACAAGAUGAUUGGCAAGACCUUGAUGCUCAUCGGGAUGAAGGACAAGUUCAAUUGGAUGUCAACCGUUCUUUUGUUCAUUAUCCUCUUGAAAUCGAGGAUUCAGACAAAGCUCAUCUAAGAUCACUACUUGAAAAUACCAUUAGGAGUGUUCUUCGAAGGUUCCCUAAACUUUGUUAUUUCCAAGGAUAUCACGAUGUGGUUUCAAUCUUUCUCUUAACGUUUGUUGACCUUAAAGCCCGCACCACUCAACCCACGAUCAAAAGCGAAAGCAUGACUUUGAAAGAAUCAAAGCCUCUGUAUGAGUCUGAACAAAUGGAAUUACUUAGCUUGGUCGUCAAACGGUUUACGCUGCAUCGAAUUCGUGAUAGUAUGACCACCAAUCUCGAUCCCAUCAUGGGAUACUUGAGAGUCACACAGUCUAUCUUGACCCAAGAACAUCCUCGUCUGUCAUCCAUCAUUGCCCAAACAUCAAAUCUACCGCUCUUCUCACUCUCCUGGAUCCUCACCCUCACCUCACACGAUCUUACUUCAUUUGAAGUCAUCUCACGGCUAUUCGAUUUCCUACUGUGUCAUAAUCCAAUUAUGAUCUGUUAUAUUGCCAGUGCGAUCUGUUUGACAAAAGUGGAUGAGAUUGAUGAAUUGAUUGCGGAAGCUGAAGAAGAAGGAGAAGUGGACUUUGAUAUGGUACACUUUAUCAUGUCCAAGUUACCUAAACUUUACAUACCUAGAGAAACUCAUCCUCAUCAAGAUAGCACUGAGAAAGUCGACUCUGAUACGAACCCCGAGCCGAAGAUUGAUGCUUCAGAGGAACCAGACGCUGUUCGCGAGGUCUCCUCGCAUGACGAGAAGGUACUUCCACAAGACGAAUCAACAGCAUCAGACAUAUCUCAGACGCAAUCUCAUGAGCGAAAUUCAUCUGAUGUGGCUCCCAAUCCUGCAUCGGAUCCAUCAAAUCACGGUCCCCGGCCAACUCCAGUUUCUCAUCAGUCGAUAGAAAAACAACCACUCAAACAACAAGACGGUAUUUCAGUUGAAGUUAUCAUUCAAUCAGCCUUAUCACUAUAUACCCAAUAUCCACCCAGCCACCCGAAUUUGAAACUCCAUGAAAUCUUAGGACCUAAAAGUUGUUUGUAUACAUGGAAAGAAAGUCAAUCAAGAGAAUUAACAGAUCAAGAAUCCGAAAAGAUAUUAAAUGAACCGAUCGAUCAAAUCGUUUUACCUGAUUUAAUUCAAUUAAAAAAAGAAGCGAAAAAGUUGUACAGAAAAAGACAACUUGAAAGAUCAUUGAGAAGGAAAAGAUUGGUUAAAGAGAUGAUUCGUAGAUUGGUUUCUAAGAAUGGAAUCUUUACUGGAUCGAUUCUUAUUGGGAUCAUCUCGAUUAUUUAUUUGAAAAAAGAUCAUUAUAAUUCAAGUUUUGGAUUCAUCGAAGUGUUUGAUCAGUUUAAGUAUUGGAUCAGUCAAACUUGGUGGUGAGUUUGGAUGAGCUUAGUUAAAGCAGCGAUGAUCUAUUUUGAUGAUGUAUAAUCUUAUAAUCUAUGGUUUUUAUUAAGUUUAAAUUUAUUACGGUCUGGUGUGUUUUUCUUUAUUGUGAAGAAUGAUACAUAGAUUUUUGAUGUAUAUACUCUUGUGAAUUAUAUAACUUCUCAUGUGAAGCAAUAAAAGCGCGUGUCAGAAUCUCGAGCUGGAAUCAACUAUUCAUCCCUUGACGC